Limulus polyphemus (Atlantic horseshoe crab) is the source of this 5395-nucleotide messenger RNA. RefSeq lists its product as uncharacterized. The record is from RefSeq and is a predicted model, not a curated record. The transcript is spliced from 8 exons. Lineage: Eukaryota; Metazoa; Arthropoda; Merostomata; Xiphosura; Limulidae. The coding region runs from base 1006 to 2463 and encodes 485 amino acids.
UAUAGAAAGAGCUGUAGGUGACCAUACGCUCGAUCAGGGUGGUUGUCGUGAGAAAUGUUAAGUAGUAUCCAAGUGUAAAAAAUUAGCUAGAAGUGGGGAUAUAACCUUUCUAUGUGGGGUCGAUGGUUUAGACGUAUGACAUUCCAUGACUGCCAUCUUGGAAAUCAGACACUAAAAGACAAACUUUAGAGACGGCGGGAUUCAAGAAAGAGAUUUUUAGUGUGAAAUAAACAACUAAAUAAGACAUACAAAAAAAACUCUGUGUAAACUUUUCCGAAAAUUGUUCUACAAAGAAAGAAAAAACGGCUCUUCUAAGAACAUCUGUAGACGACAGUUCUUUGUAUGUUAAGCGUUUUGAGAGAAAAACGUUAGCAACUUGAUCAGCACGACUGUGUACUCGAACGCUUUUUAAAGGUUGAGGUUAUGAGGAUGAACCUUUGUUACGAUGUUGUUAGGAGCGGCUGCCUUUGUACUCGACGCGUGCUAAACGCGUGUUUACACGAAACCUCAAGCACAAAACCACCUGGCUCAGUAAAUAAUUACUUUAAAAGACACGAGUGAUGAACCUUUUUUACGUCUUUACUAAAUGGAAAGAGAUGAGAUAAGAAGUUUUUUCUUUCAUUGUAUUCUUUUGGAGUUUCUGACAGUGUAACGCGAUUAUUUUGUUGUAGUAUACGAUUUAUAUGGCUGUAUCUUUAUGUGCUGUUAUUGAGUAUGUGACACGGAAUAUAAUACAGACAUGCAUAAGUUCGAGCCACUUACUCUAUUUACCUGGCCCCACUUAUAGAACUGUUUUAAGUCGGUACUUACACGUGAUUCCGACUCUGAGUCGGCGAUUCAAACCCAUAAUUUCAACCAAGCACGUGACCUAAAAAAAUCAUCGUUUUUCGCACGUGGUGGAUGGCGGUUUGAUAUGUUUGGAGGGACAGCUGGUUUUAUUCCGUUAGAUUAGCAUGAUUUAGUCACGUGCUUGUCAAAAUAGGAGAAGAAAAAAACAAGUCAGUCAUGAUUAAUAGAACUUAUGACCAGCUUCUGUUAAACUCGAAAACAAGAGACGAAAUUAGGGUGAAGCGGGACGAAGAAUUAGCAGUGGAUUCUGGGCUCUAUUCUACUGCAUCAACAAAUGAUUCUACGACCCUCGAGAAGCUGGGGGGAUCUCCCAUGCCAAACUGGUGGAGGGAACACAUACAGGUUGCUCCCGACUGGGCCCAGGUGUCCGAGGACCUCCCAUGGACGUGGCAGUUACAUACUUACGGCCUGGCGUGUCUCUUCCUUGUACUAGCAUGCGUGGCGUUCUUCACCAUACUCAGUCUCCGAGCCCAGCUCUCAGCAAGACCAAACCUCUCCACGCUUAAUGGCUUUCUCUGUCUCCUGGGGGCCUCACGAGCUCUGGGGCUCUUUAUUGAUCCGUACGGCUCAAAAGAGAUAAUGCCUGUGGUGAUGAUUCCUAUUUUGUGGGACCUAGCCUUUCCCUGCUUGCUCUCGGCUUUUUCCUUAUUACAAUUAGCCUUCCAGCAGAUGACCCAAGUGAAGCUAGCGCCCUCUAGGCUGAGUAACGAAACGUGCGUAUCAGUUGUGAUAACAUCACAUUUUUGUCUUGCCAUUGCUUCUGAUAUUUUGUGGACUCUACAAAAUUCCCUGAUGAUGAGUAUAUCCCUUGUACUUAAUGGAAAUGAAAAAUAUAAGAACAAGAAUCAACUUGAGAAACCAGGACCACCCAGAAAGGGACGUGAAUCAAGUCGUAUCCCAGCUGAGGUAAGGAAAAUGUGGCGUCUUGUAACAGCUGCCAGUGUCGACAAGCAUUCCAGCGCAUGCUGUACUAUAUCGUCCUUAAUGUUGAAGCACGCGGGUGAUUGUGACACCUCCAGGGCUUGCCCACGAAGUCCAAAGUCAAGAAAGAUUUCUUCAGGGAGUCCAUCUGGCAACCCUGCUGCACCUCUUGAGUCGAGUAGUCAAUGUCAGCCUUUAAUGGAUGGCCAAGUAAAAGAAUCCACAACCAACCACUACAGACAGUCGGAAAUAGAGGAAAUGGGACCCAUGUUACCGCAGCACGUAGCGAAAUCUUCGGGAUAUAUGUCAAGAAAGGGAGAUGGGAUACAACAUCUUUCACCUCGAUCCAGCAGGCAUUUUUGUCAGGAAGACUUCCAAUUUGACGCCCACAAGUUGAAACCUAGUAGACAAAGCAGAGUAGAAAAGUUGUUAAGGAAGAUGCUUCUAGCUGCAAUAUUAGGCUUAACAGUUUGUGUACUCCAGGUUUACCGUAUUGUUGGACCUCACGGCCUCUCUGCAGGACAAAGAAACGCAGCUGUUGUUCCUUGGUUCUGUUACCAGACUUUGUACAGAGUUGUAGAAUUUUCAAUGGGAGUUGUUUUGGCCAGCAUCACUAGGCAGUCCCUGUAUACCCAUUGCUGUCACAUGUACACGUCUACUGGUCGUAAACGUAGCAAUUCUAUGUUCACGUAGCCCCCGCUUCGUCCCCAAAAUACCUCAUAAUUCAUCUGGUUACCAUAGUUACGACUGUUAUUAUGGCUACAUUCAAGCAGAUUGCUGUAACGCCGAUUAUUUAAUUACAAAGGAACGUGUAUUUGCUGUUUUUACGGGUUAAAGAAGGUAAACUCGUCAUGAUUGCAGACACACACCCCCAGAAUCCCUCCUCGUAAAUGGAAAUAUUAUAAGACAAUUUUUACAGUAAAUAUGAUUUGUUUCUUGAAUCGUACCUUACCAAGAAACCAGAAAUGGUUCUUAAGGAACACGUGACUUUUGUGCCUAGUAUCUAAUAUCUCUCUUAUCUUCCAAUAUUGUACCUUACCAAGGAUUCACAAAAAUCUGUCCUAGAUUUUCCAGAAAUGUACCUAAUCAUGGUUUCACUGAAACAUUGGAAUAACGUUCUUCAGAUAAUUAAACUUUGCGUUAAAAAUAAAUAAAAGAAAAAGUAAAUUUCAAAAUCAUUCCUGUUCGAGGAUUAAAAAUAACAUCGUUAAGUGUUGUUUGUGGACAACCUGGAUAAGGGACAACGUUUUCGGUGCAUUUACAUGGACCAAGAAAAAAAAUGAAAACUGGGCCAAGAACCUAAAGAGAAACAAUCUCCUGGUUGAUGUAUAUGCCAUCCACGCUUCCACUGUCCACUAUAAUAGAACCAGUGGAGUAAAAGCGUAGUAGGAGGGUGACACACUUGCCAUCACGAAGCAUAUACCAACGUGUUGUAAAUUUCCCAUAAUUCCUUGCUUGACAGUUUAAAAAGAAAGUGAAGUAAUCUGUAAAUUUUGUGAUUUUGAAACUCGAUGAUUUUUUUUAUAGUGCGGUAUAAUUAAGUCCUUGUCAGCCAUUAUUAUUCGAUGUUCCUCUAAUGGGAUGUAAGUAAUUCAUAUAUAACGUAAUGCGUAAUUUUGUUCGUCGUAUGUAUCACAGUUCAUUGCAUUAGACGUAAUUGCGUAGAAAUGUACCCUUCCUACACCAGAUGUUAUUAUUGUUCUUUCAGCUAUCACAUAUUUUUGGGAGACACUUACCUUGAAAAGUGAUGGACCGUUACGACUAGCGCCAUCAAAUAUAACCAGCAAGUAAAAAAACAAACAGAAAAGGAUCAUAUUAGGCCUUCCCCCCCAUACAGUUAUUAAUAACUUGAUUUUUUUGGCAUAUCUUGAAUUUUGUAAAUUAUAUAUUAAGAUUAACACGAUGCUGAGAUUGGUGCAUACAUUUCAAAGCAGUUUAAUUUUUCAGAAAAUACUUUUCGUUAUCCAAUCAAAGGAAAAGUUGCUAAUGGGUUUAAAAUAUUGACUCCGCCUUAACGAACAAGUAAGAUAUCAAAGGAGAGGCCAACUGGGGGUACAUUUCAGAUGGAGUUGUUAUGUUUGGCUUAAACUAUCUCUUAAAUGUUUUACGAAGAAAUAAAACGAUUAAAAACGUUUUCUUGGAAAAUUUUGUUUGCUCCACUUCCAAAGGAAUAAAACUUCUACAAUAUGAUUAUAUUGCGUGAUGAAAAUUAUAGAUGUUUAUCAAUACCAAAGAGUUGGCUAUAAUUUCGUAAAAUACUUUAUGCAAGAAUCCUCAUGAUUUUGAGAAUUGAUAUUUAAAAUACAUAUGAUUUGUUCUUGCAUUACCUUUACUUAAUGCGUCAGGCUGCCUAUCGAAGGGUUCAAGAUUCGAGACGUGAUAACACUGAACGUCCGCAGUUUCAGUAGUGAACGCGUUAUAAAUGUGACAGUCAGUCCCAUUAUUCAGUUCAAAUAGCCAGACAAAAACUAAGUACCGGCAGGAGCAGCUGUUCUCUUUCUGGUGUUAGACAUUAAGAUCAGCUUUUUUUCUGAACUCUAGGCAUCUCUAAAAUAGCCGUUUAGCCUACGCACCUAUAUGGUGCUUUUUUUGAAAAUUUCAAUUCCUUUUAACUUAAGUUAAAACACAGCAGAUAGUUCAGUAAAAUGCACCAUUUACCGUGUUUGCGCUUUUGGAUGAGAAUAUAUGAUGCUAGCUUUUAAUUCCUUAAGAAUGUAAGCUUUUUUCAAUUGUAGUAUACGAGUAUAACAAAACAGGAAAACUUCUUGGUGGACCAAACACCUGCAUUAAAAUUUGGAAAGUAUAUUCUUAUGUGAAGUAGUUUUUUAACAGAAUACGUUUACCCAAUAAAAUAUAAGUAGGCAAUCAAUCAAAUAACAUACCACGACAGAUUAGUAUAACCCCUUGUAUUUAGGGAAACAGGAAUCAAUUAAAUAAAGUACUUUUAUAUUUUUAUACACUUUUUUAAAUAUAAUAUAUAACUUUGCAUUAUAAUUAUAUUUAUCAGGCGAUUAUCGUAAUACAUUUUUUAAAGUUAAAGACAACUCGUCGCCAACUCGUUUUGGAAUUGUAAAUUCGGUAGAGUUAAAUAAAUGCUUUAAAAAUGUAUGAAGUAAUCGAUACAAACAAGAUAUAUUACAGUCAUUUCUCACUACGUUAUAACCAAAAUAUAAGUUUAAAAAUAAGUCAUUUUUUUUAAUUUAUACUUACACAUUCACCGUACGUAUAGCGGAAUUAUGUUCAAACAGAGUCCAGAAAUGUUUGUUUCACAAAGUAGGGUUAGAAAAUGUUUAAGUAAUAAGGAUAUGGUUGAUAGCACGAUAUUUCUCCCUAUUGUUUGAGCAUGUAAUUACAGGAUAUUUGUAUGUUUAAUUAUUUUAAAUGUUUUGUUAGCUUCCGUAAUAAGUUAAGACUAUGAAAACAUGUCAUUAGGCUUAACACUUGCUACACGAGUCUGUUGUAAUGAAGUUUUUAGAGCAAGCGAAUAUCACAGAUCGUGCACCUGUAAAAAUAUUUGUGCAGCUGGAAAUUCACCUACAUAAGUAAGUUCGAGUGGAUAAGUUUAAAGAAAAACAUAUUUUAAGAUUAUAAAAUUCCAUUCCAGAGUUGAUAAAUAAAUGUAUUA